AGCCACUAAAGAGGACACUCAUUAAUGGGUACACUCACCUUCCCAUCUUCUUUUUUCAAGGUCAGCUCGAACUGGGUCGUUUUGGUGGUCCUUUAAAGGUCCUGUUCCCAGCUGAAAGCCUCAGAAUACCAAUGCUGCAGAAGAUGGAUAUCAAUUUCAAAAGAACGCUGCUUUUGGUGCUAUCAGUUGCGUUGUUAAAGUUCGGAAAUGGGCAAGAUUCAACUCAACUUGUUCCGGCAAUCUUAACGUUUGGUGACUCUGCAGUGGAUGUGGGGAACAAUAACUAUCUUCCCACUAUUUUCAAGGCUAAUUACCCUCCAUAUGGAAGGGACUUUGUCAAUCAUCAGCCUACUGGGAGGUUUUGCAACGGUAAACUAGCCACUGAUAUAACUGCUGAAACUUUGGGUUUUAAGACUUAUCCUCCAGCAUAUCUUAGCCCACAGGCAUCUGGGAAGAACCUUCUAAUCGGAGCCAACUUUGCUUCAGCUGCAUCGGGUUACGAUGAGAAUGCAGCAAUCAUUAAUCAUGCAAUCCCGUUGUCUCAGCAGCUGGAGUACUUCAAGGAAUACCAGACUAAGCUAGCAAAGGUGGCUGGCAGUAAGAAAGCAGCAUCCAUCAUCAAGGAUGCUAUAUACAUUUUGAGUGCAGGUAGUGGCGACUUUCUCCAGAAUUAUUACGUCAAUCCUUUAAUCAACAAAGCCUAUACUCCAGACGAGUAUGGCACGUUUCUUGUUGGUGCAUUCUCAAACUUUGUGAAGAACCUGUACGGCCUGGGAGCCAGGAAACUUGGGGUGACUUCACUCCCUCCAUUGGGUUGCGUUCCCUUAGCAAUCACGUUAUUGGGAAAUCAUGAGAAUGGGUGCGUCUCCAGGAUCAAUACCGACGCCCAAGGAUUCAAUAAGAAGAUCAACUCAGCUGCAGCGAAUCUCCAAAAGAAAUAUCCCGGUCUUACAAUUGUUAUCUUCGACAUUUAUACACCUUUCUAUGAUCUUGUUAAAUCCCCAUCAACACAUGGUUUUCUGGAAGCAAGGAGAGGUUGCUGUGGUACAGGAACAGUAGAGACAACAUCAGUAUUGUGCAAUCCAAAAUCACCGGGAACUUGUUCUAAUGCGACUCAGUAUGUAUUUUGGGACAGCGUCCAUCCAUCUGAGGCUGCUAAUCAGGUUCUUGCAGACGCACUGAUUGUUCAAGGCAUCGCCCUCAUUGGAUGACGAUAUUAUAUGGUUUUUUUUUUUUUUUUGUGUGUGUCUCUGUAAAAUGUCUAAGAUCGUGCCCUGCUCUUCAAUUAACAUCGUGGGAUGCUGCAAAAGUUGUAAUAAUAAUUAUGUAGCUGAGGAUAUUUAUUCUCAGUAAAUAUAAUACGCAUUCUAUUUGUAAUCUCAAGAAUUCCCUGAAAAUCAGAUGGUCCGGAAUUAUAGUUGUUGUA
Molecule: messenger RNA, 1426 nt
Organism: Carya illinoinensis
Lineage: Eukaryota; Viridiplantae; Streptophyta; Magnoliopsida; Fagales; Juglandaceae
Product: GDSL esterase/lipase APG-like
Exons: 5
Coding region: 132-1211 (359 amino acids)
Cellular component (GO): apoplast
Molecular function (GO): hydrolase activity, acting on ester bonds
Source: RefSeq, a predicted model, not a curated record